Molecule: messenger RNA, 1743 nt
Organism: Rattus rattus (black rat)
Lineage: Eukaryota; Metazoa; Chordata; Mammalia; Rodentia; Muridae
Gene: Spata2
Product: spermatogenesis associated 2
Biological process (GO): protein K63-linked deubiquitination; protein linear deubiquitination; regulation of necroptotic process
Cellular component (GO): cytoplasm
Source: RefSeq, a predicted model, not a curated record
GCUGCCCCCGGUACUAUUCUCGGUUCUUGGAGCCGGCGGGAGCGGCGGGGCCGUGAGGGCCCGUGUUUGGAGGCGCUCGCUUUCCUGGCGGGCAGCGGCGGAGCAUGCGCUGGUCUAUGGGCACCAUGCCAGUUCUUCAUGUGAUGUGCCAGCCUCCAGCCCCAGAGCCAUGGGGGAGAUGAGGUAGCCCUUGGGUUUGAUUUGGGGAAGCCCAGUUCAAUGGAUACGAAGUACAAGGAUGACUUAUUCCGGAAGUACGUGCAGUUCCAUGAGGGCAAAGUGGACACCACCCCCGGCAAACAGUCUGGCAGCGAUGAGUACCUGCGCGUGGCAGCUGCCACCCUGCUCAGCCUGCACAAGGUGGACCCUUUAUAUCGAUUUCGGCUGAUCCAGUUUUAUGAGGUGGUGGAGAGCUCCCUCCGCUCGCUGAGUAGCUCCAGCCUGAGCGCUCUGCACUGCGCCUUCAGCAUGCUGGAGACAAUGGCCAUCAACCUCUUCCUGUUCCCCUGGAAGAAGGAGUUCCGCAGCAUCAAGACCUACACGGGCCCUUUUGUUUACUAUGUCAAGUCCACGUUGCUGGAGAAGGACAUCCGAGCCAUUCUAAAGUUCAUGGGCUACGAACCUGAGUUGGGGACUGCGUACAAACUCAAAGAGCUUGUGGAGUCCCUCCAGGUGAAGAUGGUCUCCUUUGAGCUCUUCCUGGCCAAGGUCGAGUGUGAGCAGAUGCUGGGAAUACACUCGCAGGUAAAGGACAAGGGCUAUUCAGAGCUGGACGUGGUGACUGAGCGCAAGAGCAGCACAGAGGAUGCACGUGGGUGCUCAGAUGCCCUGCGGAGGCGGGCUGAGAGUCGAGAGCACCUGACCACUUCCAUGGCUCGUGUGGCACUCCAGAAGUCAGCCAGUGAGCGCGCAGCCAAGGACUACUACAAGCCCCGAGUGACCAAACCCUCCAGGUCAGUGGAUGCCUACGACAGCUACUGGGAAAGCAGGAAGCCCCCCUCAAAGGCCUCACUGAGUCUGCGCAAGGAGCCCCUGGCUAUGGAUGUAGGGGAAGACUUGAAGGAUGAGAUCAUCCGCCCAUCCCCCUCAUUGCUGACCAUGUCCAGUCCCCAUGGUAGCCCUGAUGACCUUCCUCCAUCUCCCCCCAUCAACGGCCUUGGCCUUCUUCAUACGUGCUUCCCCACUCAGGAUGGCGUGGACCUGUACACGGAUUCAGACCCAGGGCCACCUACCCGGAGGCAGGAUGCUCUGCUUUCGGAUAUAUGGCUGGUCAAAGAUGCCCUCCAUCUACCUGGCGUUCACCCCCCCACCAAAGAGUCUGCCCUCUCCAAGUGCCAAAACUGCGGCCUGUCCUGCAGCUCCUCCCUCUGUCAGCGCUGUGACAGUGUCUGUCCUUCAGCCUCCAAGCCCAGCGCUUUUCCCAGCAAGGCCUCUGCACACGACAGCCUGGCCCAUGGGGCAUCUAUGCGGGAAAAAUAUGUGGGACAGACUCAGGGCCUUGACCGGCUGGCAACUGUCCACUCAAAGCCCAAGCCCUCUACCACAGCCACCUCCCGCUGUGGCUUCUGUAACCGUGCAGGUGCCACCAACACCUGCACCCAGUGUUCAAAAGUUUCCUGUGACCCCUGCCUCGGCGCCUACCACUACGACCCCUGCUGCAGAAAGAGUGAGCUGCACAAAUUCAUGCCCAACAAUCAGCUGAAUUACAAAUCCACCCAGUUCUCCCAUCCCGUGUACAGAUAG